UAGUUAAAAUUAAAUCUCAAUAUGUGUUCCUGUUAAGUGUCUUCCUGAGAGACGAUAUAUAAGUCACUUAACAUGCAAUUUAUUAGUCAUUAGUCAUUUAUAGCGAGUGAAGAGGAUAUGAUUUCAGUCCAGUGUGUCAGUGUUUGUGUCCUGGUGAUCUUCACCUCCUGCGUGUGUGCCCGCAGUCUCUCAAACGAAACGGACGAUGUUUCACUCGGGUUCUGGUGGGCGCCCAAAGGUAUCGUUCACCAUCACCACCAUCACCAUCACCAGCCUGAGUCCGGGCCAUGGUGUCAGUGCCACAGUUUGGGCUGUUCCUGCUGCGAUGAGGAGAUCAUCUCGCACGGCCGUCGUCGCGACUUUCACCUGAACGCAUGUCUGAACGUGGACUGGAUCGCGAAGGCGAACGUGUUCACCGUGAUCUUCACCGUUAACGGCAGGAACGUCUUCUCGACGUUUACCGCAGUGAGCUCCAGAGACGUUGAAAAGUGUGUUCCCGCCUCAAGCCUGUCCCUCCCGGGGGAGAUCUGCUUCCGCUUGUACAAGAUCGCGGUCAAGAAUAGGCACAUGUGCGCAGAUCUGAUAGGGAAAACCGUCAGGAAGGGUAAAGAAAGGGUCAUCAAGCAACACUACGGCUGUUUCCGGGUAGGCGAUAUGGCGGAGGAGGAUGCCGACCGCAACACUGCAGAAGACGAAAAUGCAGUUCGCGUGCUGUAUGACUGAAGAAACCGUUCAACGACUUGAACUAAAUUACAAAUAUUUAAGAGUAUAUUAAAGAAUAUAACACUAACGAUGUACCAUGUACUGGUGUAUGACGUAUUUUAUAAAUGUUAAUAAACAUACCACCAAAGCAA
Messenger RNA from Mya arenaria, 854 nucleotides. RefSeq lists its product as uncharacterized. The record is from RefSeq and is a predicted model, not a curated record. The transcript is spliced from 5 exons. The coding region runs from base 118 to 723 and encodes 201 amino acids. Lineage: Eukaryota; Metazoa; Mollusca; Bivalvia; Myida; Myidae.